CCCAUUCUCGUCCAGUAUCCUCAUCAGGAAGCGCUUAAAUCAUGUCCAACGUUCCUCAUAUCGUCGACGUGCGUUUUGACGUCAAAAAUCACUGCGACGUCAAAGACACCUCCUAUGAUAUUGUAAACGAAAUUAUCAGCGGGAUUUCUCAGCCCUCAGGCCAAAGGCGCCUCCCCACUCUUCUCCUGUAUGAUGAACGUGGCCUCAAACUCUACGACGACAUCACCACUGAAGCUCCUGAGUAUUAUCUCUUCGGUGCCGAAGAAGAAAUUCUAGCAAACAAUGCAGAUGAUAUUAUUGGGGCGAUGCAUCGUGCUGCAGGAGAAGUCGUACCAGGGGAAGUUGUUCUCGAACUUGGUGCUGGUGCGUUGCGCAAAACCUCGCACAUCCUUGCUGGACUUUCGCGCACUGUUUCCGCUUCAACAGUUCCAGCGCCCAUCACAUACUAUGCUCUCGACCUAGAGAAGCGCGAGCUUGAGCGUACCUUGGAUCAGCUUGCGAAUUCUGACGUUGGUGCAGCUCUUUCUGGUAAAGUCGACAUCAAGGGGAUGCUAGGUACAUAUGACGGUGGCCUCAAAUUUGUUGAAGAUGGUGGUCUUCAUGGAUCUGAAGCUUUGGAUAAUCCAUCCGUUUCCAACUUGAUCCACUCUGCGGUUAGCAGGCCCUCUCGAGAUGCCUCUCCCAGUUCUUUGUCUUCCAAUUCUACAAGGGCACGCACGACUGAGACAGGGGUUACUACACCCUCCACUCCUGGCAAUUCUCAACCACCUCUUCACGUUAUGUUCCUGGGUUCCUCUUUAGGAAACUUUACUCGGCCGGAAGCUGCGGAAUUUCUCCGUUCGCUGCCGUUGCGUUCAGGUUCAGGCGAUACUUUACUUUUGGGCCUAGAUCAUGACAACGAGCCCCGAGAGAUCGAAGAAGCAUACAAUGACCCAAAGGGGUACACCAAGGCGUUCAUAAUGAAUGGGCUGCAGGCCGCCGGGGCAGCUCUUGGAGAUGCAAACGCUUUCGACGAAACCAAAUGGGAAUACGUCAAUACGUACAAUCGAGGAGAGCGUCGCCAUGAGGCAUUUUAUAAGUGCAAGGUUGCACACAGCAUUCAUAUUCCAUCCAUGAAGCUAGAAGUCAUUUUUUCGGAAAAUGAAAUGGUCCAGAUAGAGAGGUCUUUGAAAUUCUCUGAAACCGACGUACAUUCGCUUUUCACUGCAGCCCAAUUGCGUCCGAUUCAACGUUGGAUGGAUAGUUCCUCGCGAUACUCUCUAUGGUUGUUGGAGAGGCCUCCGUUCAUGUUCCCACUAUUGCCCUCGCCUUCAGCAGAGCAAGGCAAGUUUGGUGUGCCUGCCACCAAAGACUGGCAGAACUUGUGGUCUGCAUGGGACUUUGUCACAUUGCAGAUGAUACCGCCUGCUAUGCUAUUCCAGAAGCCAAUUGACUUGAGGCAUAUUUGUCUCUUCUACAUAGGUCACAUCCCUACCUUCCUAGACAUACAUCUGUCUCGCUUGUUAGGAGAGGCACAUACGGAACCCAUCGAAUAUAAGGAUAUCUUCGAACGGGGCAUUGACCCAAACGUUGAUGAUCCUGGACAGUGUCACCCACACUCUGAAGUUCCCGAUCGCGAGGAAGAUUGGCCUUCCCUCAAUUCUAUGCUGUUGUUCCGUGAUCGAGUUCGGGACCGAUUGAUGAAGUUAUAUGCCGAUGUUGAUGCUGGCACUAUCCAAAUGACCAGAAAGAUUGCCAGGGUUCUUUGUAUGACUCACGAGCAUGAGGGGUUCCAUAUCGAGACACUCCUAUAUAUGCUACUUCAGCGUGCAGGAACGGGUACUAUCCCACCUCCUGAAUUUACACCCCCGUCUUGGGACUCUCUUGCUGUUUCGUGGAACUCUGCUGAAGAACCCCUCAAUCCUGUUGUAACAGUCGGCCCUAGCGUGGUAACCCUAAGGAUCGACGAUGUUGAAGCUGAUGAUAAUGAUCCUGUCAAGUCGAAGGAAGUAUUAGGGCACGAUUUCGGCUGGGACAAUGAAAGCCCACCUCAACAGGUGCACGUGGACGCGUUCCGAAUUGAAUGGAGGCCCGUAACCAAUGGUCAAUUUUACGAGUUCUACAACAGCGACAAUAGAAAAGAUAAAGUUCAGCUCCCUGCAAGCUGGGUUGAAUGUGAAGAUGGAACCUAUGUGCGCACAUUGUAUGGUCCAAUCCCUAUGAAAGUGGCUUGGAAAUGGCCCGUUAUGACAUCUUAUGACAAUCUUUCUGCGUAUGCCAGCGUUAAAGGCGGACGCAUCCCAACUGAACCGGAGCUUCGUACUUUCUUGGACAAAUUCGAGUCUGGUUAUGAGGGUGGAUCCAAUGUCGGAUUCAGAAACUGGCACCCAAUUCCGGCUACGACGGGUGGGACGAGGAACGGAGGGAUGGGGCAUAACGGAGGGGUUUGGGAGUGGACUUCUACUAUUUUUGAUCGUUAUGACGGUUUCGUUCCGUCCAAGUUGUAUCCUGGAUAUUCUGCGGAUUUCUUUGACGAGUGCCACCAGGUUGUGAUUGGUGGCUCGCAUGCUACAAUUCCUCGCAUCGCAGAAAGGCAUAGCGUGCGUAACUGGUACCAGCGAAACUAUCCGUAUCCUUGGGUUGGCGCCAGGGUUGCAUACGAUAUUACCGAAUGAACAAAGUGUAUGUGAAGGUGAACUCUGUCUGUUGUAACAACUUGUAUAGGAAUGUGUAACAAUAACCGCGACCAAAGGCGUGUGUAUGCUACCGUGAUUUGGUUUAUGAAAUAUGACAUUUUAGGUCAGACCCUGAUUAUCAAGUUCCGCAAGCAGCAAACUGUGGACACUAGUUAGCGCUCAGGUACUUCUCCUGUCAACCUGUCAUACGAUCAAAUUCAUAGAAUAAGAUGCGGUAC
Messenger RNA from Serpula lacrymans var. lacrymans S7.9, 2893 nucleotides. RefSeq lists its product as uncharacterized. NCBI's taxonomy places the organism in Eukaryota, Fungi, Basidiomycota, Agaricomycetes, Boletales, Serpulaceae. Bases 42 to 2654 code for a protein of 870 amino acids. The transcript has 12 exons. The record is from RefSeq and is a predicted model, not a curated record.